This is a messenger RNA of Brachypodium distachyon (stiff brome), 1267 nucleotides long. RefSeq names its product S-adenosylmethionine carrier 1, chloroplastic/mitochondrial. The record is from RefSeq and is a predicted model, not a curated record. Gene Ontology annotation, cellular component: mitochondrial inner membrane. The coding region runs from base 166 to 1029 and encodes 287 amino acids. Gene Ontology annotation, molecular function: S-adenosyl-L-methionine transmembrane transporter activity. The transcript has 12 exons. Lineage: Eukaryota; Viridiplantae; Streptophyta; Magnoliopsida; Poales; Poaceae. Gene Ontology annotation, biological process: transmembrane transport.
AGCCCACGCGCUCUAAUCAACCCGCUAUUAGCUUGCAACGCAAUCCCCAAAGCUAAGCUUAAAACCCUUCUUCCUCCUCAAUCCAGUCCCGACAUCCUCCUCCUCUCCCUCCCGCGGCUGCUCCUCAGAGUGGUGUUCUUGCCGGAGACGGGAGAGGAACCAGGCAUGGGCGGGGGCGGAGAAGAGAAGCCGUUCAAUUUCCUCCAGGUUCUGUGUGAGGGCGUCAUAGCUGGAGGAACCGCUGGUGUUGUGGUGGAAACGGCUCUGUACCCGAUUGACACCAUCAAAACCAGGCUUCAGGCUGCUCGAGCUGGAAGUCAAAUUCAAUGGAAAGGCCUGUAUUCUGGACUGGGUGGAAAUCUUGUCGGUGUUCUACCGGCUUCUGCUUUGUUUGUGGGAAUAUAUGAACCAACAAAAAGGAAACUACUGGAUGUGUUUCCUGAAAAUUUAAGCGCAGUUGCUCAUCUUACUGCAGGAGCCGUUGGAGGUUUUGCUGCUUCUCUCAUUCGUGUCCCCACAGAGGUGGUCAAACAAAGAAUGCAAACUGGUCAAUUCAAGUCUGCGCCUGGCGCUGUUCGUCUCAUAGUUGGGAAAGAAGGAUUUAAAGGUCUUUACGCCGGUUAUGGCUCAUUUUUACUUCGAGAUCUUCCCUUUGAUGCCAUUCAGUUCUGCAUAUACGAGCAGCUUCGAAUUGGCUACAAGCUUGUGGCAAAGAGGGAGCUAAAUGAUCCAGAAAAUGCACUUAUUGGUGCUUUUGCCGGUGCGAUUACUGGCGCUAUAACAACACCCCUUGAUGUUCUGAAGACAAGGCUGAUGGUUCAGGGGCAAACAAAGCAAUACUCUGGAAUUGUAAGCUGUGCUAAGACUAUCUUGAGGGAGGAAGGCCCCGGGGCAUUCUUGAAGGGCAUCGAGCCACGAGUGCUGUGGAUCGGCAUCGGCGGUUCCAUCUUCUUCGGCGUGCUGGAGAAGACCAAGGCAGUGCUUGCUGAGAGGAGCAGCCGCAAGACACUGGCGAACAAGGACGAGUGAACCGACCAACGGUGCAUCUCCUGUUACAGUUCCAUAGGGCACACAAUCAAUCUUGCUUGAUUCGUCUCGUAAGUUUUGCUCUGAUUUUAUGUGCUGGGCUUGUGUUUCUUGUUCCAGAAUCAUAGGGAAUACGAUCAGUAUCAGUUCUUUUUAAUCUGAGAGGAGGGACGUGCUGUGCCACUCGUGUCAAAUUCUGUGUAGUACUCUUUGUCGAUUACUAAUUUUACUUACGCCAAAA